AAAAUGUCGAGGCCGGCGCUGUAAUUAUCGGUAUGAUACCGAUGCUACCCUUGUGUCGAUAUCCCCCUCCUCGCCAACUGUGUGCCAUUGGCUCGACAGUCGGCACCAACAUAUUCCUCCGCGUCUCUUACUUUAUCACGCAGACAUGCAAGGGGAGCGCGCAAUCUGAGGUCCAGCCGAGGUACUCCGGAUUUGAGGACCGAGUAGACGCGCACCUUCAGGGGUCAUAAAGGAGAGCCGUUCCGGUGCAAUAUGGAUCGUAUGCCCCGCAUUCCACGUCCGCGCCGAGGCUCGGAUUAGCACCGCAUGGAUGGUCGGCGCACACAUGGAGUACAAAGCCGAUGUUGACGAGCAUGCUUGCCUUUCCGAGCCCGAUUCUCUCAGGGAGAUUUGUCCUUUCGGAUUCGGUCCAGGACCCUUCACCAUGAGGGCGACUCUUGGGUGAAUUGGUGCACUUUUUUUUUACUCGGCGACGCGGGCUCUCCUUUGUGUCCGACCAGGGCUUAACUCGGAGGCGCUUUGCUUCGCCCAGCUGUUCCCGGGGGUCGGCAGUGAUGGCAGCCGGCCGCCCCCAGGCACAGAACCACCCGCCCGAGAACGGCUUUGCCCAACUGGACCUCCCGGCACCCAGGCUGCUGCAGCACGUCGACGGCUCGGUUCUACCGUCUCUCGGGGGGUUCGGGAGGCAUCAAAAGCAGCUUGUAGUUCUGACCUGGAUACCAGCGUUGUUCAUCGGCUUUAGCCAGUUCUCGGAUUAUUUCCUCUUGGCACAACCCAACGGCACGUGUUUGCAGCGUUUGUCGAACGAGAGCAAUGUGACCGUGGAAUUCCCCGCGGUGACCGGUACCGACCUCACGGUCAACAUUACCGGGGAGGGAUACGGUGACGGUAGUGGUGUGCUUUGCGCCUGCAAGGAGAGGAGGCUGGAGCUGCAAACUGGGCUAAGUCAGAAUGUGGUUACCAAGUGGAAUCUGGUGUGUGACUCAGCUUGGAAGGUCCACAUUGCCAAAUUUUCUUUGCUGGUGGGCUCAAUAUUUGGCUACCUUGUGAUGGGUGUCAUGGCUGACUGGUUUGGUCGACAGCCAGUGUUGAUUCUCUCUGUGCUCUUCAUGCUGGUGUUUGGUUUGAGUGUUGCCUUCUCUGUAAACGUCACCAUGUUCAGCACCUUGCGCUUUUUUGAGGGUUUCUGCUUGGCGGGCCUCGCUCUCUCUCUCUACGUGCUAAGGGUUGAGCUUUGUCUGCCUGGCUGGCGUUUCUCCAUGACCAUGGUGGCCAGUUUCCUGAUGGUGGGCGGGCAGCUACUGAUGCCAGGGGUGGCAGCUUUGUGUCGCAACUGGCCAAAUCGGGAUGACUGGCAGGUCCUGCAGAUUGUAAUAAUAAGCCCCUUUGUGUUGAUGCUGCCCUACGUUUGGAUCUUUCCUGAGUCUUUACGCUGGCUGUUGACCACCCAGCACUACAGACGCUCAAAAGCUAUGAUGCUUCGUAUCGCAAGAAAGAACCAAGUUGACAUGACAAGCGAACCAAGCGGCGUUCUUUCAGAGCUGGAGCAAGAACUGCACAAGAAACCCCAGAGAGCCUGCAUUGUGAAGAUGAUGAGCACCAGGAACCUGUGGAAAAACAUUGUAGUGCUCUGUGUAAACUCGUUGACCGGCUAUGGAAUCCACCACUGCUUUGCACGAAGUAUGAUGGACCCUGAGGCCCAGCCGACUGCUUUAUGCCACACAGACUACUACACAAUGGCUGGCAUCGCCGUGGCAACUUGCCUGGCACUGUGUCCCAUGGUGGGACUCAUGGGUAGACGUGGAGGGCUUCUAACCUUCAUGAUCAUCACGGCCCUUGCAUCACUACUGCAGCUAGGCUUGCUCAAUCUGAUUGGGAAAUACAGUCUCCGACAUGACACGGUUUUGAGAGACUCUCUUAACAGAAAAUGUUCUGUGGCCUUCUCCAUCAUUGGCAUGUUCUCUUCUCAUGCUGUCAGCACCCUCAGCAUUUUCUUUUGUGCUGAAAUCACACCGACAGUUAUCAGGGGUGGAGGUCUCGGCCUGGUCCUGGCAAGUGCCGGCUUUGGCAUGCUCACUGCGCCCAUCAUGGAGCUCCACAACCAGAAGGGCUACUUCCUGCAUCAUGUGAUCUUUGCUUGCUGCACGCUACUAUGUAUCAUCUGCCUCCUGUUGCUCCCCGAGCCACGCGGUCAACCUUUGCCCGAAACCUUGGCCGACGGAGAGACGUUUACUCGUCGAACGUUGCUCCACCCCGGCGAGCAGCACCUUCUCCUCGCCAAGAGUGACAGGGACUACUCCCGCGUCCACGACACACCACUUCACCUGUCCGCCACCGGGAGUGCUACUGUUGCAGCAGCGACCGCUCUGGCAGCGGUACCCGCCUCAUACUCCUUGGCCACUGGCGGGGAGGUCAUUGGCAACCACACAAUAGCCAAUGGGGUAUGAACAUAACCACGAUUUGUUGGGCAACCACUAAGAAGACUGGAGCCCUAAAAUAAAUGGGGCUGUGUCCUAACUCGCACACUUCCAUACUUGGUCUUUUGAGUGCAGAAAGUAGUGCACAGUCAGUACCAGAUGUCGCACUUAAAAUACCAUCUUGGCUAAGUAGCGAAGAGGAAAAAAGUUGUACCAAUAAAAUAUUUCUUGUAUCCUUAUUUUAACUGUACGGCAUAUUUUGCAACUGCCAGGUGUCUAAUGACGAUAAAUGAUAAAUGCACAAUUUGGGACAACACUACUUUGUCAAAAUUGGCACCCUCAAUAUCUACAAUGUGGACGGAAGUAUUUGAUUUGAGACACGGCCUGUAUUUUGAUUUGGAAAACGUUCUGCUAAAGGCCUGAUAAUAGGUUGUAAUAGUAAGGCUGAAAUGGAGAUAUUUUUUGAUGAUUUGUGGAAAAAAUGACAAAUGAAGAGUUGCCAAAGUUCCAGUGCAGAAGUCAAGCUGAUUUGAGUUUAUCUGAAGUCUCCUGCGGCCAACUUUUUUUAAGAGUCUUUCAGGUCGAAGCCGUCAAUGAAGGCAAAUAGAACAGUUAUCAGUAGAUUAUGUUUCUUGUAUAGUACAAGUUUGGACACGCCUUCUCAUUCAAUGUGUUGUUUUUAUUUUCAUGACUAUUUACAUUGUAGAUUGUCACUGAAGGCAUCAAAACAAUGAACACAUGUGGAGUAAUGAACUUAACACAAAAAGGUGAAAUAACUGGAAACAAAUUGGCCCUAGUGUGUGGAUGUGAGUGUGAAUGUUGUCUGUCUCUGUGUUGGCCCUGCAAUGAGGUGGCGACUUGUCCAGGGUGUACCCCGCCUUCCGCCCGAUUGUAGCUGAGAUAGGCUCCAGCGCCCCCCCGCGACCUCAAAGGGAAUAAGCGGUAGAAAAUGGAUGGAUGGAUGUUUUAUAUUCUAGUUCCUUCAAAAUAGCCACACUUUGCUCUGAUUACUGCUUUGCACACUCUUGGCAUUCUCUCGGUGAGCUUCAAGAGGUAGUCACCUGAAAUGGUUUUCACUUCACAGGUGUCAGGGUUGAUUAGUGGAAUUUCUUGCUUUAUCAACAGGGUUGGGAUCAUCAGUUGUGUUGUGAUUGAGAAGGUGUGUCCAAACUUUUGGCCUGUACUGUAUGUUCUAAUUAUGAAUGCUGAAGAGCGUCCCAAAAAUGUCUACUUUUCCCAUAAUUGCACAGUUGCGUAGGUAACACAAAUUCCCUUGGAUUUGGAGAAUUCAAAGUACUCUACUUCCACUUAACUUAACCGAUUCAAACCAUUUCAACGUCAAAACCGUUGAAAUGGGGACAUUUAUUUUCCACAUUUCAAUAAUUCCCAGUUUUUUCAGAAUUCCAUAUUAAUCAGGCAAAAAUAUCGCCAUUGGAAUGAGUGGGUAUUUCCUAGGGGUGUAACGGUACACAAAAAUGUCGGUUCGGUACGUACCUCGGUUUAGAGGUCACGGUUCGGUUCAUUUUCGGUACAGUAAGAAAACAACAAAAUAUAAAUUUUUUGGUUAUUUAUUUACCAAAUUUGUAAACAAUGGCAUAACAUGCAUAUACACACAGGGUCCAUUGCCAGGGUUAAUGUGGUCAACAUAUAUAAAAUAAAAACUAAAUAAGAUAAGGCUCAGAAUGGUUUCUUAACAAAACCUUUCUACAUAUAAAGUGCUUUUUUUUGAUUGAUUGAUUGAGACUUUUAUUAGUAGAUUGCACAGUACAGUACAUAUUCCGUACAAUUGACCACUAAAUGGUAACACCCCAACAAGUUUUUCAACUUGUUUAAGUCGGGGUCCACGUUAAUCAACAUUAAACUGCCUCAAGUUGUUGCUCAGAUAAAAUAAAAUGACAAAACUUUUCUUCUACAUAUAAAAAGUGCAACAUUAAACAGUUUCAAGUCAACCUGGCAGUAAGAGGAUAUAUGGGCUCAUUGUUCUUCCACCAUAGAAGUGGGUCAAAAUCUAGUUUUUAAUGCAAUAUGGUCUUAAAUCUGCUGCUAUAAAAUUUUUUAUUGCUUUAGCCCUGCCUGACUCGCCGAGGAGAGGCUGCUUGAAUGGGAUGGUGACGCUUUAAAUGGGUUAGCAUGUUUGACGUGUUGUCAGAAGCAGCUGCUGAACAAUGUCGGCAAACCUCCGUCCUCCAUUGUUGUAUCACACCGCGAGCCGAAAUGUUCCCAAACGGGAGAUCUUAACGAGGCAAGAGGGUCUUCCAGCUCUGGCUUUUAUAUGUUGUCGUAGCCCGGGCGUUGCUAGCGUGCCGUGUGUUGUGCCUCGGUGUGCAUUGUUUACACAACGUGCGGUCCGCUACUUAAUAUGUCCGUGUGGAAACUCGUUCGGUACACCUCCGAACAGAACCGAAACGGUUCGAUACAAAUACACGUACCGUUACACCCCUAGUAUUUCCCCAAAUUCCGUUGCCCUCCUGUCAAACUCAUUGUAGCAUCAAAGCUAACAAUUUUUCACCAGCCCAAACUUCCGAAUUUUCUCGUAAUUCCAGAUUUUCUAUGCAGCAUGUCAGUUCAGCCUCAGCUCUUCAGCAGUCAUACCCGAUUCUUUAUUUUGCACUAAAUGUCAGGGGACACGAUUAGUGUUUGUGUUUUUCAAGCAAUGUGGCAAUGCAGGGAUUGGCCUAACCACUACCACUGUUUUUGCAUGAAUGGGCACAAAGUUUAACAUGUUUUUUUUCCUUGUUAUUUGUGGUCCACAGUGGCACUUUAUCCUCUUGACAGGUCACGAGGAGGUCAGUGAAGACAUUUUCUUUUUUUUUUUAAAGUAAGCAUUACAGCUGUUUGUGAGGGUGUAUGAUGGUUGUGUGCUGUGGGCGAACAACCGGAGACCUUAAUGCACACAAUAUGUGUCGCAUGCUGGGAAUG
This is a messenger RNA of Nerophis lumbriciformis (worm pipefish), 5336 nucleotides long. RefSeq names its product solute carrier family 22 member 23 (gene slc22a23b). Gene Ontology annotation, molecular function: transmembrane transporter activity. NCBI's taxonomy places the organism in Eukaryota, Metazoa, Chordata, Actinopteri, Syngnathiformes, Syngnathidae. The record is from RefSeq and is a predicted model, not a curated record. Gene Ontology annotation, cellular component: membrane. Gene Ontology annotation, biological process: transmembrane transport.